This is a messenger RNA of Vespula vulgaris, 3349 nucleotides long. Its product is annotated as probable ATP-dependent RNA helicase CG8611. Gene Ontology annotation, cellular component: nucleus. The coding region runs from base 151 to 3093 and encodes 980 amino acids. Gene Ontology annotation, biological process: ribosome biogenesis. Gene Ontology annotation, molecular function: RNA helicase activity; ATP binding; nucleic acid binding. The transcript is spliced from 9 exons. The record is from RefSeq and is a predicted model, not a curated record. Lineage: Eukaryota; Metazoa; Arthropoda; Insecta; Hymenoptera; Vespidae.
CAGCGUCCCUAUUGUCGAUGUAUCCUUGUCAACACGUGACUACUAAACGUGUACGUAAAAGAGGUUAUGUAGCUUCGUGUUGUUUUUAACGUGUAUUUUAUAAGCGUGUGUUUAUUCAAUUGCCCGCUUUUUUUUUUAUAAGAUUGUUCAAUGACUAUACAGGAGAUGGAUAUUCGUUUAAAUAUUUCGACAGAACCUACAGCUGGCGUAUCUUCCAACACAAAAAGAAGGUCUAAGUUGAAAAGUUCUAUCAAAAGAUUGAAGAAAGGACUGGUAGGAAAAAAAGAAAGUAAGAAGAGUAAUAAGUUGCAAAGUGUUCCGUCUGAUCAAAGCGGAGGAAUCAAAAGAGUUAAACAAAAAGCAUUGGCAGCUAUAGUUGCCAAAAGAUUACAGCAAAGUAAUAUACACAAUAGUUCGCAGAAUACACAGAAAUUAUCUGAUUUACGAAUUCAAUCCAAGAAUAAAAAUAAUGUAUCUACAACUGUAACAGAUAAAUUAGAAAAAGUACCUUCUACGUCAAAUAUACAAAGUACAGGUACCGAUAAGGUUGUAACAGAACUUGUUGAGACAGAAAAGAAUGUUAUUAAAGAACCUAUUAUAUCAUUUGUUAAGCCUUCUAAAAAGUCAUUGGGUAAAGCAAUAGUCGUAAAAAAAAGAAAUAUAAAUGAGACUAGCGGGAAGAAGUCUUUGUCAGAAAUAUUUUCAAAUCAAGUGGCGACAAAAAAUGUAGAAUCAACUUUGUCAGAUGUAACUUUAAAUGUUAAAACGGAUGAUAAAGAUAUAAUUCAGGCACCGCAGGAGAAAUCUACAAUAGAGCAAUCUAGUAAAAGAUUAAUUCCGAUAAAGCAAUUGAAAAAAUUAGAUAUAAAUACUAAUAAUAGAAAAAAGAAGCAUUUUAAGAGUAUUGCAGAAUACAAAGCAGAGAAAAAUGAAUCUUCUGAUAACACUUAUAAAACUUAUAAGAAACAAACUGGAAAAACGUCGUCUUUAUUUAGAAAUAAUCCAGAAGUUCCAAAUAUUGGGCAAAGAUUUGUAAAACCAAUUACUGAAACAGUUUUCACAAAAACAAAUUUUUCGGAUCUUGACAUACAUUCUUUUAUGGUAUCAAAUCUAGAACAAAAUAUGAACAUAACUAAAAUGACUACUGUGCAACAAAUGACAAUUCCUCAAAUAUUUUCUGGGAAAGAUGUUUUAAUUAGGUCUCAAACUGGAUCAGGCAAAACAUUAGCAUACGCUAUACCAAUCGUUGAAUGCUUACAUAAGAUAAGGCCUAAAUUAACAAGGAGUAGUGGAUUGGGUGCAUUAGUCGUUGUACCUACGAGAGAAUUAGCUUUACAAACUUAUGAGUGUUUUUUGAAAUUAAGAAAACCAUUUACAUGGAUUGUGCCAGGUUAUUUAGUAGGUGGAGAAAAAAGAAAGGCAGAAAAAGCAAGGCUAAGGAAAGGUUGUAACAUUUUGGUCGGUACUCCAGGUAGACUACUGGAUCAUAUUAGACAUACCGAAGCUUUAAAAUUAGACGAUGUAAAACAUUUUGUUUUGGAUGAAGCUGAUAGAAUGUUAGAUGCUGGAUAUGAAAAAGAUAUUUCAGGCAUAGUUGAUGCUCUUAAAGGAAUAAAUAUUAAAUCAGAUAACUCAGGUUAUGAUCCUAUGGAAAUGUUAAGACAAAACAAUAGAAAAGUUUUCACAGAUGAAGAAACUCAUAAGAUAGAACAAAAUUUCAAUGAUAAUGAAAUAUCAAAAUUUGAAAUAGAUAAAAAUGACAUUAAUAACGAAGAAAAUGUAACUAGGCAAGAAUAUCAUUCAAACAGUGAAAGCGAUUCAGAACAAGAUGAUUUUCCUGUAAAGUUAAAGAAAAAGAAAGAAAAGUUUCUUACGAAACCUACAAAAAAGAAAGAGGAAGAUUCGAAAGCAUCUCAAGAAGAUCUCAUGCAAUCUCCACCAAAAAGACAAACGAUACUUCUAUCCGCAACAUUAACUCAAGCUGUGGAAAAAUUAGCCGGACUAGCUAUGCAUAAUCCAGUCUUUGUCGAUGCUGCGAAAGAAAAUCUAGUAACAAUUGGUGGAGAUGAGGAUCAGAUUAACGAAGACUUUGUAGUUCCUGAAAGUGUGCGUCAGAGUUAUGUAAUAACUCCACCAAAAUUACGUAUGGUUACUUUGAGCGCUUAUAUCGUUGAUAGAUGCAAGCGAUCCGGUCACAAUAAAAUGUUAGUUUUUAUGGCAACACAAGACAUGGUUGAUUAUUAUACAGAAAUCUUAUCUGCUGUCUUAACUAAACAGAGCGACGAAGAAGACGAAGAUUCCGAUCCUCUCGUCAACGUGGAAUUUUUAAAAUUACACGGUAAUAUGUGCCAAAAGGAAAGGACGGAAGUUUUUAAAAACUUCAGGCUAGCAAAUAGCAGCGUUUUGCUAUGUACAGACGUCGCAGCGCGUGGAUUGGAUUUGCCGAAGGUGGAUUGCGUUGUUCAAUACACGGGACCACUUUCAGCUAGGGAUUACGUGCAUCGAAUUGGUCGAACGGCACGUGCUGGUUCUUCCGGAUCAGCCAUCAUUUUCCUUACACCGCCGGAAGUCGAAUUCGUGCGAAUGCUCGAGUCCAAGCGAAUUCGGAUCAAUCAGAUAGACAUGGAGAUGAUAUUAGGCAAGUUAAUAGGACCUUCGUCGAAACACCGUUCUGUCCAAGAGGCUGCGAUUGCUCUUCAGAGAGAAUACGAAUCUUUGAUAUUUGAAGACAGAAAACUUCACGAUAAAGCAUGCAAAGCGUACGUUUCCUGGAUUCGUUUCUACUCGACUUAUCCACACGAAUUGCGAGAGUUCUUCAAUCGAAAGGAGCUUCACUUGGGUCAUUACGCGAAGAGUUUUGGCUUGAGCGAUCGGCCUCAGCGAAUCGGUGGAAUCGGAAAGAAGUUACGCGAGCAGGAGGAUAUUAAAGUCAAGCACAACAACAGGCUUACGAUCGAUCGGCCUGAUCGGAAGACACAAGGGAAACAAGAUGGCGUUCAUCAUAAGACAGGAGCCCUGAAGAAAGUAAGGAUGUUGAACGUGUCCGAAUACGACAGCGGUCUUCCAGCUUUCAAAAAACCGAAGAAAUUUUGAAUCCCGUAUAAUUUUUUUUGUUCUUUUUUUUUGUUAUUUAUUUCCAACAAAUGUUAAAUACGAUUUAAAUAUUUGAACCGUGAACAUCAUUUUGUAUGAUAUAUCGUGUUAACGUAAUGUAAGUCAUAAGACUCUUCCGACGUUUUUCGCAUUAAGAGGAAAUUCAUUUGGACGAUGUAUCAAAAGCUGUGAGAAGCAGCCUGUAACAUUGUAAAUGAAUCGCUCCCCGAGGCAUUAAUUACAAAAAUAGAAUCUA